CGCUUCUUCUUCUUCUUCUUCUUCUUCUCAAUUGGUUUAUGAUCAUGGGAGAGAGCAUAAAUUUGCCUCCUGGUUUCAGGUUCCACCCCAAAGACGAGGAGAUCAUCCUUCACUACCUCAUCCCCAGGAUCGUCAACCUCAGCUUCACCUCGACGGCCAUGGGAGAUGUGGACUUGAACAAGUGCGAACCAUGGCAACUUCGAAGCAAGGCGAAGAUGCAAGGGGAGAAGGAGAUGUACUUCUUCUUCCAAAAGGACAGGAAGUACCCGACAGGGAUGAGGACCAACAGGGCCACCGAGUCUGGCUACUGGAAAGCCACCGGGAAAGACAAGGAGAUCUUUAAGGCCAAAACCACCGCCCUCAUCGGCAUGAAGAAAACCCUUGUGUUCUACAAGGGAAGAGCUCCCCGGGGUGAAAAGACCAAUUGGGUGAUGCAUGAAUUCAGGCUCGAAGGCCAGCAUCUCCUCCCCAAUCUCCCAAGAUCUUCCAAGGAUGAAUGGGUAGUAUGCAGGGUUAUGAACAAGAACAUAGGGCUGAAGAGACUGAUCAAUAGUCCACCAGCAGGAGAUGAUCUCGUUGAUGGCACCUUGCCUCCAUUGAUCGAGUCAAACCUAAAUUAUGAUCAUCAACACCAGAACAACGUCGCCAUGAAUCCAUUUUGGGGUUCGCAAUCAGCUCCUUCUCUUCAAACCCUAAACUACAGCAACAUCUAUAGCUCAGUGGGGACGGCGAGCUUGGGAGCUUACCUCCUCCAAGAUGGGACAUUGCUGGGAUCAUCUGCGAGCAUGAUGGAGUGCAAGUUAGAGAAUCCGUCGCUCGAGAAAGGAUUGAGCACCGAUCGUAACAUCGAUAUCUCUUCUGUAAUGCCGAUGAAGCACUAUGACGACUACUUUGAUGAGGCAUGGACAAGUACUUACGGAUUUUGAUUAGUACACAAUUACUUACAGGGGAAGGAUUUGGAAACGAUUAAUUAUUUGUGUUAAUUAAUUAAUUAGCAGCGUUAUAAAUUGUUUAAUUAGGAUAUAUAGUAAUGUAUAUGGACCUCUCGUGCCUUGUUUAGUAGAGAGAAGGGCCUUUGAAAUGGCCAUUGCACUAGUUGUUGCUUGCUUGUUUACAUCCACUUUGAACUCUUCUGUAAGGAACUGGGAAGAGAGGAGAGUGAGAGUUAAUAUGUUCUUGAAGUUGUUUCUUUUAUCGAAUUAUUUUCUAGU
Molecule: messenger RNA, 1211 nt
Organism: Zingiber officinale
Lineage: Eukaryota; Viridiplantae; Streptophyta; Magnoliopsida; Zingiberales; Zingiberaceae
Product: NAC domain-containing protein 87-like
Exons: 3
Coding region: 39-926 (295 amino acids)
Biological process (GO): regulation of DNA-templated transcription
Molecular function (GO): DNA binding
Source: RefSeq, a predicted model, not a curated record